Messenger RNA from Capronia epimyces CBS 606.96, 1083 nucleotides. Its product is annotated as threonine aldolase. Gene Ontology annotation, cellular component: cytosol. The transcript has a single exon. Gene Ontology annotation, molecular function: L-allo-threonine aldolase activity. Gene Ontology annotation, biological process: L-threonine catabolic process; glycine biosynthetic process. NCBI's taxonomy places the organism in Eukaryota, Fungi, Ascomycota, Eurotiomycetes, Chaetothyriales, Herpotrichiellaceae. The coding region runs from base 1 to 1083 and encodes 360 amino acids. The record is from RefSeq and is a predicted model, not a curated record.
AUGUCUAAAUACAAUUUCCUCGACGACUAUAGUGAAGGUGCUCACCCAAGAAUUAUUGAAGCAUUAGCUCGUACCAAUAUGACCCAACAAACAGCAUACGGGAACGAUGAAUUCUCUCAAGAUGCAAGGGAAGCAAUUCGAAACAAGAUCGGCGCCGAUGAAGCGACAAUCCACUUUGUGCCCAGCGGCACGGCAGCAAACCUCUUGUCGAUAGCAAGCUGCCUCCGCCCACACGAGGCAAUCAUUGCCGCAUCCUCGGCACAUAUUGUGAUGAAAGAAACUGCAGCUAUUGAGGCAACCGGACACAAAAUCAUUACUCAGCCUGCAGUGGACGGCAAGCUGACGCCAGACAAGAUUCGGUUAGCUUUUGAUCAAAAUUCAAUUUUCGCACACCAAGCGAAGCCGAAGAUGGUUUAUAUCUCGAACGCAACCGAGAUUGGCACGGUGUACACAAGGAGUGAGCUAGCAGCCAUUGCCGCAAUAUGCAAAAGCCUCGAUCUUCUCAUUCUGAUGGACGGUGCUCGUCUUGGUGCUGCCUUAGCCUCCUCAGAGACUGACAUGACAUUGAAUGACAUCUAUCAUCUUACAGAUCUGUUCUGGAUCGGAGGCACCAAGACUGGAGCACUUAUAGGGGAGGCUGUGGUCAUCAAAGAUAAAAGCUUAGGAGCUGAUUUUCCCUACCAUAUGAAGCAGCGAGGGGCACUGCUCGCCAAAGGACGAAUCCUGGGAAUUCAAUUCAGCACGCUUCUGCAGGAUGAUCUCUUUCUUCAUCUCGCACGUCACGCCAACAGCACCGCGGCGGAGAUCUCUUCUUCUCUCGUCAAGAUGGGAUUCAAUCUAUGGGCCAAGACGGAAACAAAUCAAGUAUUUCCGAUAUUACCAUCAGCUCUGGUUCAAGAACUACAGAAGGAGUUUGAUUUCUACAUCUGGGAUCGUCUCUGCGAUGGGUCUUUAGUUGUUCGAGUUGUGACUUCCUGGGCAACAGAGCUGUCGAAAGUCAGGAGGUUUAUUACGAUGGCAGAAGAGUGGAAAGCAGGAUCCCAAGAGAUUGCCGUCCUCGAGAAACAGAAGCCCGUGGUGUGA